Messenger RNA from Zygosaccharomyces rouxii, 3822 nucleotides. RefSeq names its product ATP-binding cassette a-factor transporter STE6 (gene STE6). Gene Ontology annotation, molecular function: ATP binding; ABC-type oligopeptide transporter activity; ATP hydrolysis activity. Bases 1 to 3822 code for a protein of 1273 amino acids. Gene Ontology annotation, biological process: transmembrane transport. NCBI's taxonomy places the organism in Eukaryota, Fungi, Ascomycota, Saccharomycetes, Saccharomycetales, Saccharomycetaceae. The record is from RefSeq and is a predicted model, not a curated record. The transcript has a single exon. Gene Ontology annotation, cellular component: membrane.
AUGGGUUUCCAUAACAAUAUCUAUUCCUAUUUACAAGGUAAGAAAGAUGUGAUAUUACUAGGUUUUGUAUCGGCUUCGACCAUCGCAUCUGGUCUAGUUCCUGCUGCUCUUUCCAUACUUACGGGUAGGGUUUUCAACCUUUUAAACGAAUACACCCAGUGGUCAGAUCCCAUACAUGAGUUGAGACUUAGAUCGAUGGUGAUACUGGCAUUAGGAGCUGGUAGUAUUGUUAUUAUUUGGAUUUGCAUAUCAUCAUGGAUGCUUCUGGGUGAGAGGCAAAAUUUUCGAGUUAGGACUCAACUAAUCGAUUCUUACUUACAGAAACCUAUGAAAUGGUACGAUGACAACGAUACAUUGACCGGAGAUUUAACCCAAACAAACAGGUGUGUUGAAGAGUUGAGAUCGAGUUCUGCUGAGGCUUCUGCCUUGACCUGGAAAAACUUAGUCACGAUUUUAGCGCUUACCGUUACAUCAUUCUACUACUCGUGGUCCUUGACACUGGUAACCAUGUGUGGUGCCCCUGUUAUUGUCUUAUGUGCUAUAUUCUUCUCUCGACUGAUCCAUAUCUACUCAGAAAAGGAGAAUUCACAUACCGCAAUUUCUUCACAACUUCUUUCGUGGUCCAUGGAGGCAGCUCAGUUGGUUAGACUGAGCUGUAUGCAACUUGUGGAGGUACAAAAUUUCCAGUUAGCAGUAAAGAAGUGCAGUAAGAAUUUUAUGAAAAUGUGCCUUUAUGCUUCCGCUAACACGGCUAUUCUCAAAUUUCUAACUCUGACAAUAUUCGUUCAGGCAUUUUGGUUUGGCUCUACUAUGAUCAGAAAACACAAAUUGAGAAUCGAGGACGUUAUUACAUGUUUCCAGUCUUGUGUCUUAUUAGGUGCUACAAUAAAUGGGACUUUACACCAGAUAGUUAUCUUACAAAAGGGUAAAGUGGGAGUCAUCAAUGUCAAUGAAUUUCUCAAAAAGGACGAAUAUCUUAAGGAAGAUUUUAAGAAUAACCGUCGAUUUUAUUUGGAUGGUGGAAUUAGUGAAAAGAUUGAACUCCGCAACGUUCAGUUCAAUUAUCCAAGUAGACCAACUGUGCCAGCUUUGAAAAAUGUCUCAUUAACACUACCAGUGGGUAAAAUAACUUAUGUUGUCGGUAAAUCAGGCUCAGGUAAGUCUUCGUUGGGUAAUUUGCUGUUGAAAUUAUAUGACGAUUAUAAUGGUAGCAUCAGCAUUGAUGGUAUCGAUAUCAAGGGAAUUGAUCAAAAAUCAAUUCUGAAAAACAUUACUCUAGUCGAACAACGUUGUACUCUUUUCAAUGAUACUCUGCGAAAUAAUAUUCUUUUCGGUAGUAAAGAGACAGACGAAUUGGUUAGAGAUGAAAGUCUCAAAGCUGCCUGUAGAAUUUCCCUGCUAGAUAAUUUCAUUUACGAUUUACCCGAGGGAUUAGACACAUUAAUUGGUACUGGAGGUAUAACGCCAAGCGGUGGCCAACAACAGAGAAUAGCCAUUGCCCGUGCCUAUAUGAGAGAUACUCCCAUACUUGUGCUUGAUGAAGCGGUCUCUGCAUUAGAUAUCAUCCAUCGAGGCUUACUCAUGAAUGCGAUUAGAAAUUGGAGGUCUGAAAAGACUACUAUUAUUUUAACUCAUGAUCUGAGUGAAAUUGGACCUGAUGAUAUGAUCUACCUUCUGGAGGAUGGUGAGGUUGUUGAACAGGGUCAACAAAGGAACUUAUUGUUGAAUCAACAAGGUAGGUUUUUCAAUAUGGUAAGCCUAGGUGCUGGCACCGAUUUGGCUGAUUCCUCCUCAUUGAUUACUACUAUUGAGAUACCAGGACGUUUCAAAACGUCCACUUAUGAAGAUAGUCUGAUUGAAUACGAAUUAAAUACCCCUAGGAUUGAUGAGGAUUCAGGCAGCUUAAUGGAAAUAUGCAGUAUACCAUUAGAUGAUUUUUCCCAUAGACAAAAGGACAGAUCAAAGGCUCCAAGAGUUACUAUACAGGAAAAAUUGAACGAAAAAGAUCUUAGUAGUGAUGAAAAAGGAUCCGAAAAGGACAGAAGUCAAGAUCUGAUGUCAAUUUUAGAGAUUAUGAAGCGAAUGUACAGUAGUAGCUCGAGGAAAGGUGUUUUGUACUUAGGAAUUGUCUGCUCCCUAUAUGCAGGUAUUUCCAAUCCGAUUUUUUCUUACACAUUUAGUUACCUGUUAAAUGGUAUAGUUCCUGAUGGCAAUUCAGAUAGAGGAUCGUCCGGUUAUUUGUUGAAAUGGGCUUUCAUUGUGAUGGGGAUUGCCGCCGCAGAUUCUGGAUUAACAUUACUGAAAGAAUUUAUAUUAGGUUACCACAGUGAAAUUUACAUUAGAACGCUACGGGAUGAUGCUAUGCGUAAAAUCACUUAUAAUCGGAUAGAAUGGCUCACUCAAGAUAACAAUAAGCCAUCUGAACUUUCUGCCUUGCUCAUGAAUGAUUUGAGAGAUUUGAGGACCUCAACAUCUAAUUUCAUCAGUUUCGUUUCUUCAUUCGUGAUUGUGUCGUCAGUGGGAUUAAUAUGGGCUAUUGUCACGGGUUGGAAGUUAAGUUUAGUUUGCAUUUCUAUGUUCCCAUUGUUAGUUAUCUUCUCAAUGAUUUAUGGGAUACUGUUAAAGAAAUAUGAAACAGAAUAUAAGAACACCAUAGCUAAAUUGGAAAACGUUCAGUACGAAGUGGUAACUGGUAUGAAGACUAUUAGAUGCCUACAGAUAGAAGAUCACUUCAAGGCGAAAUUUAAUGUAUUGAAACAGACGGCUAAACUAAUGGGCCAAAGGCGUGCGAUUGUAACUGGCUUUGGUGUAGCGGUUAGUAAUGGGUUAACGAUGUCUAUCCAGGGAAUCUUAUACUACUACGCAAUUAAAUUGGUGAUCCAUGGUGAAUACACAACAAAGAAAAUGUUCGAAACUUUUACUCUGUUGCUUUUUACCAUUAUGACUUGCAACAAUUUAGUGAAUCAAAUUCCAGAUAUCAGAAGAGGUCAAAGGGCGGCUAGUAAAAUUUAUCGUAUUUUAGAGGGAAUAGAUGAAAGCGAAUGUUUCGAAACAGAGGGGCAUAGGAUAGUUCCAAUCGUUGAAAAUCCAACUGGACCCAUUAUCCGUUUCAAUGAUCUUUCCUUUGCGUAUCCAACUGCUCCAACAGUUAAAAUCUUAAAGCAUUUAAGUAUGGAGAUAUACAGUGGAGACAGAAUUGCAAUUGUCGGUGAAUCCGGUUGUGGGAAAUCCACUUUAGUCAAUAUAAUUACUAGACUGUAUGAGUGUCCGUCCAAUUCGCUAUUUGUUGAUAAUACAGAUGUCAAUGAUUGGGCCUUACCCAAGCUAAGGGAACAAAUAGCAGUUGUAGAACAGAAACCAACUCUAUUUAAGGGUACAAUAAGGGAAAAUUUAGUUUAUGGAUCACCAUUAGGUACUGCUGAUGUGGACGUCUUCAAUAUGUUGAAGUACGUGGGUAUUUAUGAUUUUUUUGCAACACUACCAGAAGGUCUGGAGACAAAAAUUGAUUCAGGAUUACUCUCAGGUGGUCAAAAUCAAAGAUUGUGUAUUGCUAGAGCGCUACUUCAGAGGCCCAAGAUUUUGAUUCUUGAUGAAUGCACUUCGGCAUUAGACACAAUGAGCUCACACAUUAUUAAUGAAAUCAUUAGAGAGGGGCCGCCAACCAUGUUAACAAUAUCAAUUACCCAUGAUGAGCAAAUGGUUAGAGCUUGUAAUAAAGUGGCGGUAUUGGAUCAGGGCCAUAUAGUUGAGAUGGGCAAUCGAGAAGACCUCUUAAGGCAAAAGGGUCAACUUUGGAAAUUGGUUACUAGAAUUGGUGACUGA